Messenger RNA from Ciona intestinalis (vase tunicate), 4297 nucleotides. The record is from RefSeq and is a predicted model, not a curated record. Lineage: Eukaryota; Metazoa; Chordata; Ascidiacea; Phlebobranchia; Cionidae.
UAGAAAGCUUGCGUAAUUGUAAACAAAAAACAAAUUAAGCACGGCUGUGAUAAGACUUACUCAGUUACGCUAUCAUAGGAAAAAGAGAACGUUGUACAGACUAGAAAAAUCAAUUCGCAUUGCCAGUAAAUAUGGAUGAUAGUGAAGAUGUUACACUGGAACAUGGGAUCCAGGUUGGUACAGCCCUUGAUCACUUUGUGGAAGUGGACGAAGUAAAACAACUUAUAAAAAACAUUCCUUUGAUCGUGAACGAUCAAGCCAAGCAUGAAAUGUCGGAUGAAAAAUUUACGGAGAUUGUUGACAAGUAUCUGGAGCAACCUCAUUUGUUAGACCCUCAUCUGCUAGGCUUGCUUGAGCAGUUGAUAGCAUUUAUUCAACCUUUAGAUGUUCCUUUAAACCAAAAGCACUGUGCGUUUAAAUAUUUGUAUCUGUUGACAAAAGUAAGAGGUCACAAAAUUAUGGUUCGUUAUUUUCCCCAUGAAGUACAACAUUUGGAACCUAUCCUUAAACUGCUGUAUGAGCAGAAGUAUAAUGAUUUGAAUACUUGGGAAACCAGGUACAUGCUUCUACUUUGGCUGUCAAUGAUUUGUCUUAUACCAUUUGACAUGGUAAGGUUUGAUUUGCCGCAUACAGGAGAUGCAUCACACUCCCAAACUUCUGUUACGCAGAGAAUUAUGGAUAUAGGGAAGUUGUAUUUAAUUACAUCAUCAGACAACUGCCAAGAAGCUGCUGCUUUACUUUUGUCCAAAUUUUUGACACGUCCAGAUGUAAUGAAAACACAUUUGAAGCCAUUUUUUGAGUGGUGCAUUGAUAAAAUUACAAAUUCGGAUGCUCAAGCUAUGCAUGGAGUUACUCAAAUAAAGGGAUGUCUUUUUGCACUUGCUCUUGUUUUUAAGCAAGGAAAGAGAGACGACGUCCUUCCUUUUUGUACUGAGGUAUUAGAUGAAAUACAAAGAACAGAAAUACUUUCUGUGAAGAAUACUGUGCUUAGAAAAUUGGUGAUAAAAUUGACACAACGUUUAGGUAUGACAUUGCUUAAGCCUCGUCUUGCUAGCUGGCGAUAUCAACGUGGAAAUCGUUCUCUGGAUGAAACAUUGAAAAAAAAUGAUUCAACUCCUAGCGAGACUGUUACAAUAUGUGAUGCUUCAGAUGAGGAUGAUGAAUAUGAUGUUCCUGAAGAAGUUGAAACUGUGAUUGAAGUUGUUUUGAAUGGAUUAAAGGAUAAAGACACAGUGGUUCGGUGGUCAUCAGCCAAAGGUGUUGGUAGAAUCACUGGUAGAUUGCCAAAGGAAUUGGCAGAUGAAGUGGUACAGUCUGUGCUUGAGAAUUUUACAAUUUCAAAUUCUGAUGGGGCAUGGCAUGGCGGGUGUCUCGCAUUGGCUGAGCUUGGUAGAAGGGGUUUGCUUCUACCUACACGUUUGAAGGAUGUAGUUCCUAUUUUACUUCGUUCUUUAACCUAUGAUGAGCGACGAGGGGCAAGCAGUGUCGGCGCACAUGUUCGAGAUGCUGCAUGUUAUCUUGCAUGGUCGUUUGCAAGAGCUUACGAACCACAAGAAUUAUCCGCUCAUGUCAAUGACAUCGCACAGACCUUGCUAGUGACCACUGUGUUUGAUCGUGAAGUUAACUGCAGAAGAGCGGCUUCUGCGGCUUUUCAAGAAAACGUUGGCAGGCAAGGGUACUUCCCGCAUGGUAUUAAAAUUCUAACAAUGGCUGAUUAUUUUGCUGUUAGCAAUCGUAACAACACCUAUCUCAAAAUUGGUCCUUUUAUUGGUCAGUAUAAAACAUACACUAAAGCUCUAAUUGAACACUUGACCAAACAAAAACGUGAUCACUGGGACAGCAACAUACGUUGGUUAGCAGCGCAAUCAAUGCAUAAGUUAACCAAAUCAAAACCAGACUACGUUGCAGCUACUGUACUGCCAGAAUUGGUUCCUCUCUGUACAGGCAUGGACUUGAUUACAAGACAUGGUAGCAUAUUAAUCGUUGCUGAAGUAAUUCAUUCCCUGCAUGAGAUAGAAGAAGCUGGUUCAACUGGUCUGUUAUCUAGAAAUCCAAUGGUAAAGAAAUGUUUCCGAAUUGUGCAAAGUUUAUCCGAGGCAAAGUUGUUUCGUGGCUUUGGUGGUGAGCUAAUGCGUGUGGCCGCUUGUCACUUGAUUGCUCGCCUGUCACAGUGUACAGCAACAGUUACAAUUCCACGUCUAACUAAUGAUGGUUGGUUGGAACUUAUACAUGAAACAUUAUCCAACCUUCACACUUACACAAACACUGAAGAAAUUUGCACAACAGCGAUCAGUGCUUUAUCAGCUAUCAACCAAAUAACUCUCAUCCCAGCUCCAUUUGCAAACCUGUCGACCAACAAUGAAUCCAUGGAGGGUGCCGUUGAUCAGUAUCUCAGCCAUCUAAGAAGCACAUCCGAGCGACAGAGAUGUGGUUAUGCUCAAGCAAUAGCGUCUUUACCCAAGCCAGUACUUCAAACAUGUUUCAUGAAAGUUUGCCAUAAUUUAAUCCGCGCUUCUCAAAUAACGGAUAAAUUUGAGACUUCUUUUGCGGAGUCUCGUAAAGAAGCUGUUAACGCAUUGUCUCGAGUUUGCCAAAGUGUUGGAAUCAACAAUAUCAUGGACGCGGGCAUCUGUAAAGACAACAUCAAUACAAUCUAUGACGCAAUAUUUUUUGCAUUGGAGGACUAUACAAGAGACCACAGAGGUGACAUAGGGUCAGUUGUUCGUUUGGCUGGAGUAAAGGCAUUACAAGUCAUAACACAACUCAUAGCAAAAGAGGAUAAAGACCUGUUGUGCUCAAAAUUGAUGCUGAAAAUAAUGUGCUGCAUUCUUCAACAAGCGUGUGAAAAAAUUCACAAAGUCCGUGAUAUUGCUGCUGCUACGUUACUCAGUGUAAUAUAUGAUGAUAAUAUUCCUAAUAUACCAGUCAGAGAACAACUACGCAAGGUGUUUGAUACAAGAAACCCAACAUUUACAAUGAUUGAUUUGUUCUGCAGGUUAAUAAAGCUAUUAAAACUACCUGAAUAUGCAUACCACAUCACAUUGGGCUUUGUAAUUUCAGUUGGAGACCUGACACAAUCCUUGGCAGAAGCUAGUGGGAGUGCUUUAUUUGCAUACAUUGAAACCAUUAGUAAAAACCCUGAAGAGUUGUUAAAUUUUUGCUCCAACUUGUUAAAAGUAUUCGAAAACUAUUCUAAACAGGAUAGAGUGUCUGUACCUCUAUUGAAAACACUGCACCAGUUGUUGGUCCAAGAUGGUCUUGAAAUUCUGUUUAAGGGUGAACAUUGUAAAUUAGAUGAUGAAGGAAUACAAAGGAAGCUGUUCUCUUUGGUCAAAUCGGAAAUAACCAAAAGCAAAGACCCUCAGAAAAUUAUGUUGGGGGUUCAAGUCUACUGUGGGCUACUUCAGUUCUCAGAUCCUGUUUUACACAAAUCUGUGUUGAGUCAGUUGAUGAUCAUGUUGUGUCAAAAGUUCCCUAUAGUUCGGCGCACUACCGCAACUCAACUUUAUGAAGUGAUUCUUACUUUUGAUGAUAUCCUUGAUCAACCUGAGCACCUUGAUGACGUAAUGGAAAGCCUAAGUGAAGUUGAGUGGGAUCAAACAGUAGAAGAGCUCAGACCUAUCCGUAAUAAGUUAUGUGCUUAUUUUGGAGUUAAAGUACCGCAAAUGAUAAAGAAAACAAAAACAUCCGAUGCAUAAGAUGUUUGUUUAAUUAUCCACUCGCUCGCUUCUGUAGUAACGCUGUAUUCAUUUAGGCCUUAUGAGUGUUGUUUUGUACUAGUAAUUGGUACAUGUUUUAAUUACAAAUUGAAACAAAGAUAAUUGCAUUACUGUGAUAUGUGUUGCUUUGCUAGUACUUUUUUUUGCUAUCUAUUUUUGCAGUUUUGACCAAAAAUUGUAUUGGAUUUUUUAGUUUUGAUGAAGUGUGAUCAGUAAAAGCGUAUAUAUGUAUUUUGAAAAGAAAUUAUUUAAAACUGAUGUAAAAAUUUUCUCUCCAAUAUGUAUUGUUUAGAAUUUAGAAUUAUCAGUAAUUCAGUACCAAAUAAUUUGCAAUCUGAACGGUCUUAAAUUUCUGCUUCGCUACCCUACAGUGAUAUUAAAUUAGAAAAUUUCAAGACGAACAUAAAAUUUAUUCAAGUCUGUUAAAAAUAACACGAUUACAGUUUAAUAAAUGAUUUGUAAAAAUGGGCCAAUUUGGCCUGAACCUUACAUCAUAUAACAUAACUUGUGUUAGGACCUUUCGUCUUACCCAUGUAGAAUGAGAUUUUAAACCACUGACAGUUUUAGAACUUUCUCAC